ACCCUCCCCUUGCGUAAGCGCCGCGCCACGUCAUCACCCCACCCACCCCGCUCUCCUCUUUGCUUCCGCUCCCCCGCAACGCAUCCCGCUUCACGCAGAUUCGAUUCGAUUCCAUUUCGAUACCAUUCCAUGGCCGCCGCCGCCGCCGCCGCGGGUGGCCCGCGGCCGCGAUGAGCCCCGACGCGGCCGGGGCGGGCCCACCGUCGUCGGAGCUCGCCCGCGUCGGCAGCCUCGGGGGGAGGCUCGUGGCCGCCGACGAGGCCCGCGCGUGCCUCGCCCGCCGCCUCCACGCCGCGCUCCAGGUGAGGGAGGAGUCGCGGCGGCAGGGCGCGGCGCUGGACGAGAUGCGGGCGCGGGUGGAGCUCCGGCGGGCGCGGGUGGGGGAGUUGCUGGUCGCCAGGAGGGACGCGGCCCGGGGCGUCGACCGCCGCAGGGAGCAGCUCCAGGCGCAGAUCGACCGCGUGCUGCGCCUCUCCGGCGCCGUCGCCGCCGCGAGCCGGCGGCUGCAGGAUGCGAAAGAAGCGUUGUCUGGAGAGAAGGCGCGGCUUGGGGAUUUGCAGAGGCUGUUAAGGAUGAGGCAGCAGAGUAUGAUUGGCCAGGUUGCUGCAUUGUACCCUGUGAAGGUAUUCCAUGAUCUGCCGCAUGGGCGAAACCUCAAUUCCAAUACUAAUGGAGCACAUAGGUCUCUUUCGGAAGAAAAUGGAACACUUCCAGAAGAGAAUGGAACACAUCUACUCAAUGUUAUCAAACUACCACAAAUACAUGCUUUGACAUUUUUGGGUUGGCAAAUUGGUAAGCAAAGAAGAAAACAAAAUGAUAUAUGUGAGAAGGAUCUUCAGCGGUCCGCAGCUGUUCUGGGAUAUGCAGCGCAUGCAAUUUUGCUCAUAGCCUCCUAUCUUCAUGUUCCCCUCCGAUACCCUUUGCACUUUGGAGGAUCGCGAUCUUAUGUGAGUGAUUGUUUGCCUUCAGCUGAAACAGCAUCCAUUGCUUCAGCAGAGCGUACAUGUAUCAACAUGACCGACCCAAAACUGACAGUUUACCCCCUUUUCGUGGAAUGUCAAGAAGAUGACCCCACUAAGGCAUCCUAUGCAAUCUACUUGUUGCACAAGAGCAGCUUUUGAACUACAUUGGAGCUGAGAGCUCUGGAAGGCGCGUAUUUGAUAAUCUGCAAGAGCUUAUUAGGAUCAUACAAUCGGAUGAGUAUGUAUACAGUUGAUCUAUUCUGCGGUAACUGUAUUCUUGGAGUCUUUGCGAUGUAGAGAUGGUGUUCAUACACAUGUAAAAAUAGGGUUUCUUUGUGUUCUUUUAUUGUGAUUCUUGCCUUCUUUCGGUGUGCCGAGUUUUUGUAUGCACAGGAAAGAGGUGCAUUGGGUGUUUUUUUGCUAGAUGAAAAUGAAUGAAAUGAUAUUUACAUA
Oryza sativa Japonica Group (Japanese rice) is the source of this 1415-nucleotide messenger RNA. Its product is annotated as vacuolar protein sorting 38. Gene Ontology annotation, molecular function: SNARE binding. The record is from RefSeq and is a predicted model, not a curated record. Gene Ontology annotation, biological process: SNARE complex assembly. NCBI's taxonomy places the organism in Eukaryota, Viridiplantae, Streptophyta, Magnoliopsida, Poales, Poaceae. Gene Ontology annotation, cellular component: endosome; lytic vacuole.